GUUUAGAGUUAGAAAGAAACAUUAUUCAUGAAGUUGUUUUGAAUCUAUGCGCUUUUAAUUUUAAAGUCUCGACCGGAAAACCUGUGUUUUGGUUUUGGUAACUAGGCAACGAGACGCUUCAUACCGGAGGAAUCGUGUUUUUUUCCCCAGAGUUUUUCGUAUGUUUAUAAACUAAAUAAAUAUUUAGCUUUAGGAUCUGGUCCUAAACCCGUUAUUAAAGGAGCUGACAUUGUGGUAAUGUGUGUUGGUUAAUCGAGUUGCAUUUUUUUUUUUUUUUUCAUUCCUCACUCGUUUGCUAAUUCAGCUAUAAACUAAGUUUCCCGUUGGCGGUAAUUUAGCGUCUGGCUAAACCGGCGAGAAAGCUUUCUGAACAAGUCAAAACCAGGAUUAAACAUCAUGUCAGAUGCUGGAGGUAAGGAGCAAGGGCCUUCCACAAGCGACCAAUUUAAAAGUCAUCAUGGCGGUCGACCUGCAGGUCAAGAUGAAGAAGAGAAGCAGAGAAAAAGAUGCGACGAAUCACCGGCGAGGGCAAGUGAAGGGAAAGGUGAAACGAAGCCUGGCAUACUUAAGAUGACUGGACAGUCUCAAGUCUACACUGCAACCAAAGACACGCUUUUCCAGAAGAAGGACACUCAGGCUGCAAGACAUGCAUUGUCACUUGAAUGGGUCUACGGGAUGAAUCCUGUUCUUCCUGUCAUCACGCUGCAAGACCAUGACCAGUUGGUGGUCCUCUACGCUGGAGCUCACACCGGGAUCAUAUACAAUCACACCACAAACUCACAGCACUUACUUGAGGGUCACGCCAACCCCAUCUCAUGUAUGUGUGUGAGUGAAGACAGACGCUGGAUUGCGACAGCAGAUCAGGGGUCAAACAGCCUGGUGAUGAUAUGGGACUCCUACUCUGGUAUUCCUGUACUCACAUUAUUUGAUUGCCACACUGACUGGGGCGUUGCUGCAAUGGCAUUUUCAAGCGACACAAAACAUCUGGUGACUCUCGGGGCUGAACAAGUUCAAUGUGUGCGUAUUUGGGAUUGGACCAAUGAAACACAAAUGCCUCUGUGGUUUACUGAACUCAACCCUGCACAUGGUUUUAUGGAUAACAUCAAGUUUAGACCAGACGAAAGCUCACAGCUGCUCAGCAGCAGCAAAACACAUGUGUUAUUCCUCAACACCGCACAGGGGAGUCUGCAGUACACUGUCCUACAGCUCAAGAAAUUCAUUGAAGCUGCCCGUAGAAGGGAUGCUGCUGAAUUAUUUGACUCUCGUCCUGAUCCUGAUCCCGCUGAAACUCAAAACCUGGCAAAGGUGUCUCUGAAUCGGUCUGUGUUUCACCCAAGAAACCCUCAGAUCCUGACAGGCGCUGGAAGCAGCCUUGUGGUGUGGGAUGUAACGAGAAAUCUAGCUACAGAUAAGUGCGCACUAAUUCCUCUCCAGCGACACUCGAUCACUGCCAUCACCGUAACUGACAGCUUUAUCAUUACUGGUGAUAUUCGAGGCCAAAUCCACUUUUAUGACGAAGACUUCAAGUUUCUCACUUUGUACAAUACAUUCAACCUGGAUGCUAUUGUUUCCAUUUCCUUUUCCAAAGAGCAUACAGAAGGGUUCCUGAAAGACUGUGUUUUGAAGGACAAACCCUCAAUUAUCAGGAACUUCGUUGUGUCCACAGCCAGCUCCUUAGUCGUACAUGUGAAUAUAGAGACCCUCCGUUCUCACAUCCUGCUGCAUGAGUAUCACGAGUCUCUAGAUGCAGUCGCUUGCCAUCCCAGUCAACCGGCUGUGGCCAUGGGCAACCGCAGGGGCAUUUUAAAAGUGUGGGACUAUAACAACAAAGUUAUCAUUGGCAGGAGGGUCUUUGAGACUGAGAAGCAGAUUCAGUGUGUCACUUUUGACCCCCAAGGAUUGUACCUCGCAGUUGGCUUCGGCAGUGGAGCAGUUCACAUACUGAAUCCUACCUCUUUAAAGAGUGAUCCCGAGGAAUGCUUCCAUCACACUAAAGACAGCAUCCAGCACAUCACCUUUUCCUCAGAUACAAAGUAUCUUGCCACUGCUGAUGCCGGAGAAGCGGUGACCGUGUUCCGCUUACGUACUAGUAAAGGCUCUUUGCCUCGUUGGACGUAUCUGGGCAGAUACUUCUCUCACUACAAGCCCAUCAAAGACCUUCUUUUUGGGGUUCACCUGGACAGCACCCAACCCAGACUGCUCUCUUUGGGAAAGGAUCGCAGACUGGUGGAGUACGACCUGGAAAACAGCGAUGUGAACCAGCUCAUCAUCUCGAGCUUGGACCGCAUUGAACAAAGUGCUGUGCCAACGUGCAUGACGUGGUAUCCUCCCCUCACACCAGAGCAGUUUCUUCUCACUGCAUCAGACCAAUACAAGAUGAAGCUCUUCAACAGCACCACAAAGAUGUGCAGUAAGACUCUUCGUGGCCCGACAUAUGGCUCUCCCAUCAAGCGAAUGGUGGUUCUUCCCAAGUCUAAAGAACAUGAGAAGAACUCUUACUACAUGGUUUACAUCACAGAGGACAAGGUGGGUCUCCAGAUGCUGCCUCUGGAUGGGAACCCCUUCAGGUCCAGUGCUCGGAUCUGCCACCCAACAGGAGUGUCCACUUUUGCGUGUUCCUACGAUGGCAAAUUUGUUUUUACUGCAGGGGGUCCUGACUGCACCGUCCUUUCAUGGGAAAUAAACACCAAUGUGUUGGAAGGUGCUGCUGCAUUGGGUGGAAAGGACAUGGAGCCUUUUUACAGUCUUUUAAGCGGAGGAAGAGACGGCAAGUUCUACAGAGUAAUGGAGGACUUCUUUUACUUUUGCCAAAUCUGUCAUCAUGGCACUGACUUGAUGAAGAAAAAUGUGUCCAACAAAAUCCCCUUGUCAGAGGUUCCCUUUCUAGUGCGGGCUUUGGGCUACUUCCCUUCUGAACAAGAGGUACAGCACAUCAAACACAGAAGCACUUUAACUCACAAAAACUUUAAUGGCUGUUCGCUGUGUUAUUUUCACCAGAUAGAAAACAUGCAAAAUGAGGUCAAGUUCAGCAAGUAUGCCACAAGUGGAAAAUAUGUGACCGAGAUUAACUUGGAGGAGUUUAUCAGGCUGUAUGUAAACCACCGGCCAGCCUUCGGCAUGUCCUGCACUGAGCUUGUUCAGGCUUUUCGUAUCCUUGGUGAAGAUGACGGCACAGGACAUCCUGUUCUGCAGAGACAUAAGCUCCUGGAGCUUCUGCAGGUUCGAGGAGAACAAAUGACGGAGGAAGAGGUGGCAGAGUGUUUCACAACGCUUUUGGGUCUCAGUGAAGAAGAGGAAGAGGGAGACAAAUCUGACAUGUGUACAGGUGGAGAUCCAGAAUGUUUACUGGAGUGUGCCAUCCCGAAUGAGAUAUCUCUGGAGACAUUUACACACGACAUCCUGGGCCUCCCGUCCACAGUCGAGCAAAGUGACAGGUCUUCCCCUCCAGAGUGAUGGGAGCAGUAACCUGUCUGCUAUGAAAUGCAGUGUUGACUACAAGGCUUUAACCCUCUGCAUGAGAUCCUAUUUAGUGUUAAAAUGUGAAUAUGUAUCUAUGUUAACAUGGAACAUGUUUUGUUUGGGGGAAAAAACAGGUAAACACAUUAAUCAAUAAGUGCUUUAACUUUUAAUGCUCAUUGACGUUAAGUAAGGUACUUUUUAUUUAGAUAUUUCUGUUCAGUUAUGUCAUUUUCAAAUGUAUUUUCCAAAUAAAGGCAUUUCAAAUCA
Messenger RNA from Mugil cephalus (flathead mullet), 3726 nucleotides. It is a transcript of the gene cfap251, whose product is annotated as cilia and flagella associated protein 251. The record is from RefSeq and is a predicted model, not a curated record. NCBI's taxonomy places the organism in Eukaryota, Metazoa, Chordata, Actinopteri, Mugiliformes, Mugilidae. Gene Ontology annotation, molecular function: protein binding. Gene Ontology annotation, cellular component: sperm flagellum. The coding region runs from base 397 to 3453 and encodes 1018 amino acids. The transcript has 19 exons.